Molecule: messenger RNA, 1098 nt
Organism: Indicator indicator
Lineage: Eukaryota; Metazoa; Chordata; Aves; Piciformes; Indicatoridae
Gene: ANKRD40
Product: ankyrin repeat domain 40
Exons: 5
Coding region: 1-1074 (357 amino acids)
Molecular function (GO): protein binding
Source: RefSeq, a predicted model, not a curated record
AUGGCGGCGGCCGCGGAGCGGGAGCGGCAGGAGCGGCUGCGGGAGGCGGCGGCGCUCGGGGACGCGGAGGAGGUGCGGCGGCUGCUGGAGCUGGGGGUCAGCCCCAACUCCCAGAACGAAAUCAACGGCUGGACUUGCCUGCACUGGGCAUGCAAGCGGAACCACACUGCAGUGGUGGCUCACCUGCUGUGCGCCGGCGCUGACAAGGAGAUCCUCACCAAGAAGGGAGAGAGGCCAGCCCAGCUGACGUCCAGGAGCGAGAUCAGGAGGAUGCUGGGAGUGGAAGGUGAAGAACUCACAGCCCUAAAGGAAGAACCAGAGCUGCCAAUCAUCCCUAAUUACCUGGCCCACCCCCCUUUCCCUUACAUUUAUAACAGCAUGAGUGGAAGCAUUCCAGACUCUGCUGUCAAUAGGAGCAUCUCCCACUUGGACCCAGAGGAUGCCAGCUCCUCCUCCCUGCCUGCUGUGCAGCCUGGCACAUGUGCAGCGCUGCAGCCCAGGGGCGCGGCUGCCCAGGCAGCUGGUGCUGGGGACACACUAUCGCUGCCCAGAGGCUGUGCUGCACCACCAUGUGCAAAGCCUGUCCUCCAGAGAGUUCCACUUUACCAGGGCUCAGUGUCCUGGAGAAGUCCCCCUUCGCCAGCUGCAUCAGCCCAGUCCAUACCUCAGCAAGAGAACGGCUCCUGCCUGGGGCAUAUGCCAGCAUUUCAGCCGCUGUUCUUCACGGGAACUUUUCCCCUUAACAUGCAAGAACUGGUGCUUAAGGUCAGAAUACAAAACCCUAAUCUUAGAGAAAAUGACUUCAUUGAGAUUGAGCUGGACAGACAAGAGCUAACCUACAAGGAGCUGCUCCGAGUGAGCUGCCAUGAGCUGGGCAUCAACCCUGAGCACGUCCAGAAGAUCAGGAAGUUACCCAAUACAGUGUUAAGGAAGGACAAGGAUGUGGCAAGGCUGCAGGAUUUCCAGGAGCUGGAGCUUGUUCUGACAGUAAGCGACAGAAGCUUUCUUUUCAGACCAGCAGCACUUUCUGAGCAGGGUGGCUACAACAAGAAGGCUUCAGAGCUCACAUACUAACUGUUCAGAGACUAACGUACAACA